CCGGGCACAGAGGAAGGCACAGAGAGCUGGUAAGAAACCAACUCCAGGAACUUCCAGCAUCCAGAAUCCAUCUGAGAACAUGCUGCCACAAAUAGCCCUUCUGCUGCUAAUAUCCUUGAACUUGGUCCAUGGAGUAUUUUAUACUGAGCGAUACCAAACACCUACAGGCAUAAAAGGCCCACCAUCCAACACCAAGACACAGUUCUUCAUCCCUUAUGCCAUAAAGAGUAAAGGUACAUCAGUAAGAGGAGAGCAAGGUAUUCCUGGUCCACCAGGCCCUGCUGGACCUCGAGGGCACCCAGGUCCAUCUGGACCACCAGGAAAACCAGGCUAUGGAAGUCCUGGACCCCAAGGAGAGCCAGGGUUGCCAGGACCGCCGGGACCAUCAGCCACUGGGAAGCCAGGUUUGCCAGGACUCCCAGGAAAACCAGGAGAGAGAGGACCAUACGGACCAAAAGGAGAUAUUGGACCAGCCGGUUUACCAGGACUACGGGGCCCGCCAGGGCCACCUGGAAUCCCCGGCCCAGCCGGAAUUUCUGUUUCAGGAAAACCUGGGCCACAGGGACCUCCAGGAGCCCCGGGACCCAGGGGCUUUCCUGGAGAAAAGGGUGCACCAGGAGUCCCUGGUAUGAAUGGACAGAAAGGGGAAACGGGAUAUGGUGCUCCUGGCCGCCUUGGUGGCAGGGGCCUCCCAGGUCCUCAGGGUCCCAUGGGACCACCUGGCCCUCCUGGAGUGGGAAAAAGCGGUGAAAAUGGGUUUCCAGGACAGCCAGGUAUCAAAGGUGAUCGGGGCUUUCCAGGUGAAAGGGGGCCAACUGGUCCACCAGGCCCCCAAGGUCCUCCUGGGGAACAAGGACCAGAAGGCACUGGAAAGCCAGGAGCCCCUGGAGCCCCAGGCCAGCCAGGGGUUCCAGGGACAAAAGGUCACCCUGGGGCUCCAGGAAUAGCUGGGCCCCCAGGGGCUCCUGGCUUUGGGAAACCGGGCUUGCCAGGCCUGAAAGGACAAAGAGGACCUGUAGGCCUUCCGGGGGGUCCGGGUGCCAAAGGGGAACAAGGCCCAGCAGGUCAUCCCGGGGAACCAGGUCUGACUGGACCCCCUGGGAAUAUGGGACCCCAAGGACCAAAAGGCAUUCCAGGCAACCACGGGAUCCCAGGCCCUAAAGGUGAGAUGGGGCCAGUCGGGCCUGCAGGAUACCCUGGGGCUAAGGGAGAAAGGGGCUCCUCUGGGUUAGAUGGAAAACCAGGGUACCCAGGAGAACCGGGUCUCAGUGGUCCCAAAGGUAACCCAGGGUUGCCGGGCCCAAAAGGUGACCCUGGAAUUAGAGGACCUCCUGGCCUCCCAGGCCCUGCGGGCCCAGCAGGAGCUAAGGGAGUGCCUGGGCACAAUGGUGAGGCUGGGCCAAGAGGUGCCCCUGGAAUGCCAGGUACUAGAGGUCCCAUCGGGCCACCAGGCAUUCCAGGAUUCCCUGGAUCCAAAGGGGAUCCAGGAACUCCAGGUCCUCCUGGUCCAGCUGGCAUAGCAACUAAAGGUCUCAAUGGACCCACUGGGCCACCAGGUCCAAGAGGGCACGCUGGAGAGCCUGGCCUCCCAGGGCGCCCGGGGCCCCCAGGCCCCCCAGGGCCCCCAGGCCAAGCAGUCGUGCCCGAGGGCUUUGUGAAGGCAGGCCAGAGGCCUUUUGUUAGUGCCAACCAGGGAGUAACAGGAAUGCCUGUGUCUGCUUUCACUGUUAUUCUCUCCAAAGCUUACCCAACUAUAGGUACUCCUAUCCCAUUUGAUAAAAUUUUAUAUAACAGGCAACAGCAUUAUGACCCAAGAACUGGAAUCUUUACCUGUAGGAUUCCAGGAAUAUAUUACUUCUCCUACCACGUGCAUGUGAAAGGGACCCAUGCUUGGGUGGGCCUGUAUAAGAACGGCACCCCUGUAACGUACACCUAUGAUGAGUACAUCAAAGGCUACCUAGAUCAGGCUUCAGGGAGCGCCAUAAUCGAUCUCACAGAAAAUGACCAGGUGUGGCUCCAGCUGCCCAACGCAGGGUCGAAUGGGCUAUACUCCUCUGAGUAUGUCCACUCCUCUUUCUCAGGAUUCUUAGUGGCUCCAAUGUGA
This is a messenger RNA of Balaenoptera musculus (blue whale), 2104 nucleotides long. RefSeq names its product collagen type X alpha 1 chain (gene COL10A1). Bases 80 to 2104 code for a protein of 674 amino acids. The transcript is spliced from 3 exons. Gene Ontology annotation, molecular function: protein binding. The record is from RefSeq and is a predicted model, not a curated record. Lineage: Eukaryota; Metazoa; Chordata; Mammalia; Artiodactyla; Balaenopteridae.